Molecule: messenger RNA, 904 nt
Organism: Impatiens glandulifera
Lineage: Eukaryota; Viridiplantae; Streptophyta; Magnoliopsida; Ericales; Balsaminaceae
Exons: 2
Coding region: 187-717 (176 amino acids)
Cellular component (GO): chloroplast
Source: RefSeq, a predicted model, not a curated record
UCUUGUAGCCAAGAAGGGAGAAGAAAGAGAUAAGAUAUUCUUCUCUCUCUGAAAAUGGUAGUUAUCUUUUGUCUCAUGUCCAUGUAUUGGGACUAACCAUAAUUUAUAAAGAGAUAAAGUAGUAGAUGGAGCAUUGAAUCGGUCUCAACUCAUGUUCAAAAUCGAUCUCUUAGAGUGGGCUCUGAAAUGGUGAAGCAAUUAGCCAAGUGUACGGCCUGCGUCAUUAUUCCAUCAGCUGCACAUGAUGAUGUUAAAGUUGUAGCAAAUUAUCCAGUUAAGUUUAAGACUGCAGCCGGCGUAGGAGCUACCUGGUGCUUAGUAGCUGGGCAAAUACUCCUCAAACAACCUGCAGCAGCAGCUACUAGAACAUCAUGUAGAGCAAGAAGGAGAUCAGUCAGAUAUCAUAAUGAUGAUGAUGGGCAAAAUGAAGACUUAGCUAUGUUAGAACGGUACAGCCAAUCAGCUAGAGAUGAAGCACUUAUUGUUAGGGCUAUAUUGGAUGAACAAGAAGUUCAAGUUGUCGUCUUCAAGGGGUUCUCGUCCAGCUUGAGCUAUGGCACUUCUGCAGACCCAUCAACAAGUAUUCUUCCGGCAAGGGCAGCCAUAAGAUGGAUAGACAGAAUCAAAGGCCCCUUUGACCCUUCCCAAAUUGACUACAUUGAGAAAGAUUUGUCGUGGGAUGCUUUUAAGACCCGUUUGCAGGAUCUUUAUUAUUAAUUUCAGAUUCUGAAUAGAGGUUAUUGGGUUACAUAUUAAUAGUUUUGGCAUUUAAUUCAAUAUACUUUUCUGGAAGGUUAGACCUUAAUUUCAUAAAUAUUCUUACCAUAAAUCCCAAUUUCAUAAGCAAAUAUGCUAUUCAAAUUUGAUACUUUCUAUAAUAAUUGCGCAUGAGGUAAUUCAUUGA